AUGGCUUCUAGUUCGAAUGUGGAUCCUCGUGGAGCAUCAGAGUCAACAGUUUUGAAGAGAAACUCGAAUGAUGUUGCUUGGGACUAUGGAAUUUUGUAUGAUCUGAAGAAUCUUGACAAGGUCAAAUGUAAAUUGUGUGGGAAAGAAUUUUCAGGAGAAAUUUGGCUAAGGCAAAAUAAAUUAAAACAAGAAAAUCACUUUUUCAUUUUUUUUCCUAAGGCAAAAAUCACUUUGUCUCUCUCGAUUUCUCUCGAUUUGUCACAGUCAACAACAGGGAUCUUAACUUCGGUCAACGCCGCAGAUGAUGGGUCCAGUAGUUUCGGAAAAACCAACCUGACCGGAGUUAGAAUUUAUCCGACAUUGAGUCGGCGACGAUUCUCAUCGAUCCGAGUUGUGUCCCCAAUUCGCGGAGAUGCCCAAUCUUCCUUUAGUCGCAGUUCUUUCGUUUGCUCUCAGAAUCUUGGUUUGAGCGGUGGAAUCAGUGGUUUCAGUGCACCUGAAGCUCUGCCAAAUGUUUGUGAAAAUGCCACUCCUUCUUCCAUCAAAUCUUUCAACCAGUUGAUUGAGACUUUGAUUGAUCGGGUUGAUCUAUCUGAAGCUGAGGCUGAAUCAUCUCUCGAGUUUUUGCUGAACGAGGCAAACGAGGCACUAAUUAGUGCCUUUCUGGUUCUCCUGAGAGCUAAAGGAGAGACAUACGAAGAAAUUGUGGGGUUGGCUAGGGAAAUGAUGAAGCAUGCCAGGAAAGUGGAAGGAUUAGUCGAUGCUGUGGACAUAGUUGGAACAGGUGGUGAUGGAGCAAACACAGUCAAUAUAUCAACUGGAUCUUCAAUACUUGCUGCAGCUUGUGGUGCAAAAGUAGCAAAGGUAAUAAAGGAUUAAGCUACAGAUUAAUGGAGAAAAGAAGCUGGCUUUCAAUGAGUUUUUGAAAGACCCAUCUGGCAUGGAGGCUGUGAUCAACGCUAAGGCUUUGCAGAGUUAUCAUUUAGUUGAAGAUACUGAUGAUACUUACAGCAGGUACAAGCAUGAACUAAGAUCCUGAGUUUUACAGCUUUUAUGCUCCAAGUAUAUAUGAAAAUGUUCAUGUUGCAGAGGUUUGAACAAAAAUCUCAAGAUUCUGAGUCAUUACCACUUGUUCCCAC
Arabidopsis lyrata subsp. lyrata is the source of this 1139-nucleotide messenger RNA. Its product is annotated as anthranilate phosphoribosyltransferase, chloroplastic. Lineage: Eukaryota; Viridiplantae; Streptophyta; Magnoliopsida; Brassicales; Brassicaceae. The coding region runs from base 1 to 879 and encodes 292 amino acids. Gene Ontology annotation, molecular function: anthranilate phosphoribosyltransferase activity. The transcript is spliced from 6 exons. Gene Ontology annotation, biological process: L-tryptophan biosynthetic process. The record is from RefSeq and is a predicted model, not a curated record. Gene Ontology annotation, cellular component: cytosol.